CCUUGGUAAAAAGCAUUUCAUAUUAAAGAUCGAUGCACUGUAUUUUAAAGUUGUUCAUAUGCUUUUGUUUUGAAUUCAUCUUAGUGUUCUAGGUUUUGUUUGUCUCGUUUUCGACAUCCCGGUAUGUUUCAUUUACUUGAAAAUGAAACCACAUGUUGAGUCACGAGUGCUGAUGCAGGAAGUGGAGUUUGCAGCGGGUGUGGUGUGUGUACAUGGUAUAAAUACAGACAGUGUUUGACAGUUCUCUGCCCAUCUGCUCAUUUUGCUGUGCUUGAAUUAUGAAGCCUGUUCUUUUUGUUAACAAAGGUGUGUAAUGAACUUUUUAAGCAAAUCACAAAUGACAAUUUCGGAAGAUAACUGAAGAAAAUAGGCUUGGACUGAUGAGAUGAAAAAGCAGCUGAUUUGGGGCCAAUUCAGGACAUAAAUCGAGAAAAUCUAUGCUGCAUAUAAUUACUCACAAUGGCAAGACAAGGCCCAAUCCAGGCUACUGUAUCCAGAACAGUUAACCUUCAUGUGGCGUGCUUCUGCUGCUGCAAAGCAGAAAAUGAAAUAACGUUUUCUGUAAUCUGGCAAGACCACCCUCAGUGUGCUGGAAAUAUUCUCUUGGCCAGGUGGGAAGGAUCCCAUGAGAAACUGAGGCCUGUAAAAUGUCCACCGGCAUUUCCAAAGCCACAGAAGUAUUUUCCUUGUUGGUAUUUCGUGGAGGGGUGUGGCUGCACACUCCAUGGAAUACGCUGCACCUAUGCAAGAAGUUCUGAGGAGGCCGCGGUGUGGAAUUUUCUGAAGGAGCAACAUCUCGACUACAGUCAGCUUAUUGGCUUGGUUAAAAGAGUCCAGAACAAGUCACCUGGGCAUCCUCCGAAUCAGCCAGUGCAGCCUCUGGUCAGCUCUCCCCAGUUUCAUUGUCAAGUAUGUAAGAAGUGGUUCUCCUCAGGGGAGAGAUUCAUGGAACACUGCUCUACUCCUGAACAUGAGAGGAUGAUCUUCACUGAUGCAACCGUAGAAUGGAAGCAUCGCGACCCACCUGAAAAUGUGAACCAACCCUACAAGAUAUGUGAAAGACCUUCUACUUGUGUGUAUGGGGAUAAUUGUACCUCGGCUCACUCUUUAGAGGAGCUGAUGGAAUGGCAUAUGCGGGACAAGAAUGCACGAAAGAGGAAAAUGAAAGCAGCUGAAGAGGGUUUGCUGUCCUACCAGGAGAGAUUACUCCAGGAGUACAGGGAAAGCCUCAGUGAAGUUCUCAUUAUGUCUGAGUCUGUGCCUGGUGUCACUGUGCACUGCGACAGGGAUCUAUCUGCCGCUGGUCACUUGAAGGACUUGCCUUUAAAGUGGACUUUCAAAAUAAUAUCAGAGAUGCCUCUGGCUCAUGUUGCACUGAUGAAAAAGGAAUCUGGAGCUACAUUUAGUUUCACAUGCAACAGCCCUGAAGGCCCUUGUACUUAUGCAACAGGAGGGAGGUUUUGGACAUGGGACAAGUCCUUUGAAAUUCCUGUGUACUUUACUUUGAGUUCAACCAGCACGUUCAGCCCAGGUGUGUAUGACCAGUGGCUGGUGUUUGACUUUGAUCAGAGGCCAGUGCUCUUACAGAAGCUUCAGGUGAGGGUGGGAGAUCAGAUGCUCCCUUUACCAGAGGAGAUGCCCACGGGUGUGAGGCCCCUCCCCCAGGAUUUGGAGAGAUGGCACCGGGGAAACAGAUUCAUCAUUCCCUGCAUAGUAAAAACAGAGGAGGAAGAAGAGGAGCUCCUGAGGGAAUACAAGCCUCCUCACAUGAACUUGCAGUUCAACCCCAAAGCGGAAGACCGUAGUUCCUUAACCCGCCAGAACUACAGAGAGCGAAUGCACAACUUCCUCUACAGAGAGGAGCUGGCACUAGAAGAGGUGGUGUCCAGACUCAGUCUGCAAAAAAACAUCUCCUUGACUAAAGGGAUCUCCGGGCCUGCAUUUGGGAUGAAAUUUGCUCCAGAUAUGGAGCUUUUCGCUAAAGUGCCGGUUCAUUUCUCACUGACGCCUGACACCCCGGAGGGCUACGUGCUAAGGAGAUCGGUCUGUUCAGCCCUGGUGGCCCCCGCAUCAGCAGCCAAUCAGAACAAUCAGGUCUACGAGGCGGACAUCGUUCGAGAUGCCAGCAGUGAGAACAUGAUGUGUCUGCAGCUCUCCAAAAGAUGCUGCCAUGACAUGGGGCUCCAGAACAACAUGACCUGUGACAUGGAGGUUCAGUUUCAGAUCAGUCGUCUUCCUCUCUGCGAGAUGCACGAAGCUGUCGACCUCCUUCCAGAAGUUGAGAUGGUUUUGCCAGACAUGAGCCAGUGCUGUGUUCCAGUGCACGCAGUGGAGUACCCAAGGCUUAAUGCAAAGCAGCAAGCAGCCAUGUCCUUCAUCCUUGGCGAAUCGGAUGGAAAAAGAAGCGUCGCACCUCUCCUCAUAUACGGACCCUUUGGAACAGGGAAAACUUACACUCUGGCCACAGUAGCGAAGGAGUUGGUACGUCAGCCUGGAACCAGAGUCCUAAUUUGCACUCACACAAAUAGUUCUGCAGAUUUGUACGUGAAAGAUCAUUUCCACCUCUAUGUUAAUGCUGGAAAUCCUCAGGCUCGACCUCUCAGGGUAAAAACCAACAAGAAAGGGGUGGGUACCAGUGCAACAGAUGCCAUUACGGUACAAUACUGUCACCUUUCCACGGAUGGUCAGUUUCAGUUUCCUGACAAGGCUACAGUAGACAAAUUCAAAAUAGUCAUAACCACAGCUGCAAUGGCCAGAUUGUUCCAUGGUCUGAAGCUGCCAUUAGGUUACUUCAGUCACAUCCUGAUCGAUGAAGCUUCUCAGAUGUUGGAGUGUGAAGCUUUGAUGCCCCUGAGCCUGGCGGGAAAAGGAACACGGGUGGUUCUGGCUGGAGACCACAUGCAGAUGGGUCCGAGGCUCUUCUCUCUGGAGGAAGGUCAACACCACAGUCAUAUUUUGCUGAAUCGCCUCUUCCAUCAUUAUAAAGCACUAAAAGAACACAAUGUGGCUUUGAGCAGCCGAAUCAUCUUCAACGAAAACUACCGCUCCACUAAGGAAAUAGUGGACUUUGUGUCCACUCACUUCUACGUUGGUAAGAGCGAUGUCAUCAAGGCCAGUGGGGCAGUGCCUCCGCACCCCUGGCACCAUCCUUUGAGGUUCCAGCAUGUUCACGGCCAGUGCCACUUGGACUCGACGACCAUGUCCUGGCUUAAUCCACAGGAGGCUGAGAUUGUUGUGCAGGUUGUGAAACAACUGGUUGAGGAAUGGCCACCACAGUGGGGAAAUCGGGAAAGAAGAGCAAUAUGUGUUCUUUCUGAAGGAUGUCAGAUUACAUUUAUCCGGCAAGAACUGCGGAAGAGACAGUUAGGAGAUGUAACAGUGGAACGUUUUGAAAAUGUUCAAGGCAAACAGUUCCGGGUAGUAGUGAUGACCACCGUUCACACACGAGACAGCCUGCUCUCAUCUGACUCUGCUUACCUGGAUUUCUUCAAUGAUGCCCGAGUGCUGAAUACGGCCAUGACCAGAGCUCAGUCUCAGGUCAUUGUGGUCGGAGAUGCUGUGGCCCUGUGCAUGUUUGGGAGGUGCUCGAAGAUCUGGAAAAGCUACAUUGGCCAAUGUAUUGGGAAGGAAAGCAUGCAGCCACCACAUCUAACUGUAGAUGAUAUCGAAAAUGAUGUGAAGGUAAAUGUUAAAUUCUUCAAAGAAACAGAAGAAGACACCAGGGACACCGACUCAAUCACAUCUGAGAUAAGUGACACUGAAGACCCUAUACUGAAGGAGCUCUUGGAAAGCAAAGAUGUCAGGAUCACUGUCACAGCGGAUGGCAUCCUGGACAUUUGUCCAAGUCAGAAACUCGGAGAAUCCAGUGAAUCCCCAGAAUGUGACCAACAACCAAUUCUGAGUUCAGCAGCUCCAGAAUCGAUGUGCCAUUUGCUGACGAACCCACAUCGGUUCAAACGCUGUGUAUUGAUUAUGGAGAGGUUUCAUCUAAGCUAUGCUAGACCUUUGGAUGAUCCCACUCUCUGUAUUCAAAUCAAAGGCAGGAAGAAUAUUGGCCACUCUUUUCACAGAGAUCAUGUUGUAGUAGAGCUACUAAAUGAUGACCGCUGCUUUCCAGAAGGGAGAGUGCUUGAUGUUCUGCAGACAGAAGAGACAUCGAGAUUGCAUGUCUGCACCAUGGACAGAUAUGAUCAUCAGCUGAUGGUUCCUAUUAACAACGCUGUCUCAAAAAUUUUCACUCCAUUGUACAAGGACAAACCCAACUAUGUUGCUGUGAGGACACCAGAUAAUGAUUACAGAAAGCCAGUGGAGUUUGUGAAAAUAAAUGAAGUCCUAAGGAGAGAAAGCCUUUUUGUUGUCAAGGUCUUGAAGUGGCAAAGAACAUUUAAAUAUCCCUUAGGUGUUGUGGUGAAGGUCCUUCCAAAGGUGACCUCAUUAGAGGCUGGUCUGGAAGUAUUAGAUACUGAAUACCAACUCAAUAGAACUCUUUCUCUAUCUGUUCAAGAAGAAAUUAAUUGCAUGGAUAUAAAUGAAGGGGGUGAGAACAGGAAGGAUUUUCGUAAAUACACAACCUUUACCAUUGAUCCAGAAGAUUCACAAGACAUGGAUGAUGCAAUAAGUGUAAGAGAUUUAGGCCAAAGAUAUGAAAUAGGAGUUCAUAUUGCUGAUGUUGCUAGUUUUGUUACCAUGGGCAGUGCUACUGACAAAUAUGCUCAGAAACUUGGAGUUACUUUUUAUUGUCCUGGAAAAGAACCUGAACACAUGUUCCCAAAAUGUCUCAGCACAAAGAAUUUCAGUUUGCUGCCUAAUUGUGAGCGACGUGCCAUUUCUCUGAUGACAGAGGUGGAGAAGAACACAGACCGGAUUGUAAGCAGCCAGUUCCACCUCUCUGUGAUAUGCUCAGACAGAAAACUGUCUUAUGAAGAUGCUGAGACUAUAAUCCAGAGCAACUCUAACAAGAACCUGUCAUGUGACACUUUGGAAGGCUGUGUUGCAAAAGCUUGCCACUUUUCAGAAGUACUCAGAAAGGAGAGGAAACUGGCUGACUGGUGCUAUAAAUCACCUGAUGAAGAGAUCCACAUGGGGAACAUAUCUCACAGGAUGGUUGAAGAGCUCAUGGUCCUGUUUAACAGUUCUGUGGCUGACUGGCUACUCAGUAUUGAAAAGACAAAGAGCUUAACUCCUCUGAGAUGUCAGGACAAACCCAACCCAGUGGAAGUUUCUCAUUUUAAAGAAAAGCAGAGGUCAUUGAUACCUAUGUCCCUUCACCUUUCAUACCAUACAAAUGAGAGUGGAAGAGCGGACAACAGCCAGAAUACAGUUGACACUAAAAUCAUGUCUCAUCACACACUCAUAACUCAAGAAGAUAAAGCAUCCAUGGAACCAACAACUGCUCAACAUUCUCCCUUGCAGGCUUCCAGCAAUUUCUGCAUACUUAGUUCCUGGUUGGAAGACCUUGAAUCUGCAGCUCACGAAGGGGAUAUUCAUAGAGUAAUUGAUAUAAUUACAACAGACAACAUUCAUCCACAGUUGCUGCCUGUUGUAACUGAGUUCAUUCAUCUUCUAAGUAAGGCUCAAGUACUUCGCUCCAACUCAUCAGCCCAAUCCAGAGUGGGACACUAUGACAUGCAGCUUGACUCGUACACCUGGGCCUCAUCGCCCAUUCGCCGCUACGUAGAUGUGAUUGUACAGAGGCUCCUGCAUGCAGCCGUUGAGGACACAAACAUCAAAUACACACCUACACAGAUUGACUGGCUUUCUACAGACUUUUCUCAGAAACACGUGGAACAGCGGGAUUAUGAAAAGAAAGCGCAGCUUCUGAAUACUGCAUCACAGCUGAGCACGCAAAGUCUGAGAAAGAUAUGUUUUGUUGUUCAAGUGCCACAGAACAGCAAAAUGUUUUAUUUACGCUUUCCUUUGAACAAUACUUCACUGCCAAAACAAAUUACCAUAAUGUACAAGGACAUACAGCUGAUAGCUCAGCCGGAAUUCGAUGAAGAAAGUGAAUGCAUGGUCCUGAACUGGAUGCGAAGGAUUUAUUCCUUCAAUAACAAUCAGUCACCUUUUUGUUCAGGACACCACACAGCCACUGAAACGACAUCCAUUCUUGCAGACACGUGGAAAGAGAUUCUUUCAUCAAUAAAAGCAGAAGAAUGGGAGAAUGUGCUUCAACUGACCAAGGAAAUCCGCUCAAGUAUUGUUAAAGAUGACAGCAUGCAGCCUGAAAGGCUAACAAGUGAUGAUCACUACACUGAUGUGUCCCUGAAACUGAAGGCUGGUAAGACAAUGGAAGUACAACUUGGAUCAGAUACAGAAAGAGGGUUGCUGGUCCCUGUGGUACAACUGUUGGUUGUUCAUCCUGGGUUUGAAAUUUGCCUGGAACAUGCAAAGAAUGCAGUGCAAUGCUUUUCCCAGUAUGCACUGCAAUCUACAAAGAAGCACUAUAACACCUACAUGGACUAUCAGAAAAUCUGGAAACCACUUUGUGAAAUGGAGUCAGCAUCCAGUGCUGUGGCAGAAAAUGACAGCAUUAUCUUUGACGAUAUAGUCAUUACUUUUAAAAAGGACAGUAAAUGUAAGAAUCUAGUUGGAUUUUUUCGACUUUCCCUGGAGACCAUCAAGCAGUGGUCCAUUGAAUGUGAUCUGAAGCAUUGCUUUUUGUGUAUUCGACUGAGAAACCAAAUACAAAACAAAAACAGACCAGAGAAGCUAUCAGACCAUGUAGAUCCCAUGUCCUACACAUGGAUCGCUCAUGGAAUAACCACUAAAAUCACCGAUGAGGAUGAAUCCAAGAGACUCUCCUAUGUGCAAGUAAACUUCUGCGUCAAUCACCUGCCUUUCAAAAAUAACCCAGAAGGUAUCUUCAGGAAGGAUACCAGAUUCACUCUGGAGUUAAUUCCUAAGCUGUUGCCUGAUGUGCGCAAAGAGGUAGCCAUUUACCAACUUGCCCAGGCCAACCUGCUUGUGCAGAACAUUGCAGUUGGCAGGGAGACAUGCUUCCAAAGUGUAAGUAAAAGAUGGAAAUCACAAAUGACAAAAAAAAGGCUAGAGGACUUUCCUGCACUUAAUAACAGCCAGAAUAAAGCCAUACAAGAAGCUCUGGAAAACCAAUUCACUCUCAUCCAGGGCCCCCCAGGAACCGGAAAAACUGUGGUUGGAGUCUAUCUUGUUUAUUGGUUCUUCAUGUCAAACGAAAAGAAAACAGAAGAGGAGUCAGCAUACAGACUAGAAGACAUGAAGAAAUCCUGCAUCUUAUACUGUGGGCCUUCCAAUAAAUCAGUGGAUGUUGUUGCUAAGCAGCUCCUGAAGAUACAGCGUGUUCUGAGACCACUAAGAGUAUACAGUGAGCAGAUGGAAAUGCUGGAGUUCCCUUACCCAGGAAGCAACCUCAAACUCUCACGCAAGGCUCAGAGGGAAGGAAGGCCCAGCAAUGACCUCACAUCGAUCACACUGCAUCAUAAGAUACGGAGAUCCGGAAACCCAUUCUCAGCUCAAAUCCGGGAGUUUGAUGACAGGAUUAAAAGGAAGGAGGAAAUCACUGACGUCGAAGUCGAAAGGUACAAAGAACUUCUGAACAAAGCUCGCCAAUUUGAGCUGGAAAAUCAUGAUGUCAUUUUGUGUACCUGUACUGCUGCCUCAAACCCAAACUUCACCAAGAAAUUGGCCGUGCAUCAGAUUAUAAUUGAUGAGUGCGCUAUGGCAACUGAGCCAGAGGCUCUCAUACCGCUGACCGUCCAUAAACCCAAACAGAUUGUUUUGCUUGGGGACCACAAGCAAUUACGGCCCAUUUUGCAGAAUGAUCUUACGAAGAAGUUAGGAAUGGAGAAGUCUUUGUUUGAACGUUAUGUGGACAAUGCCCUCAUGCUGGAUACACAGUACAGAAUGCAAAGAAGCAUUUGUGAAUUCCCCUCAAAUGAGUUCUACAAUGGUCAACUGGUGACUGGAAUUGACCGUAAACCCAGCAUGCUGAUGAUUAAAUCUCGACCCACCGCUAUCCUAUUUGGACACGUUGAAGGGAAGGAGGAGAGACUAAUUGUCUCCACAGAGCAAGGGAAUGAAAACUCAAAGGCAAAUUCCGAGGAGGCCGAUCAUUCGGUUCGUAUAGCUUCACUUCUAAUAAAGCAUUCUGGGAUACAACCCGAGAACAUUGCCAUUCUGACACCAUACAAUGCCCAGGUGGCAAAAAUUAAUGAAGCCCUGUGCAGGAGAAACAUUACAAAUGUCACUGUAACCACCAUUGUGAAAAGCCAAGGAAGUGAAUGGCGCUACGUCAUCAUGUCUACCGUGUGCUCCUGUCCACAAUCCGAGAUUGAAACUGAACCCACCCGAUCGUGGAUAGUGCAAAAGCUGGGCUUCGUGAUGGAUCCCAACCAACUCAAUGUCGGCAUCACCAGAGCGCAGGAAGGACUCUGUAUUUUAGGCAACAAGAACUUGCUACGGUGCAGCUCCCUUUGGAGGAGACUGCUGGAUCAUUACGACAGGCAUCACUGUGUGGAGGACAACGCAAAGGACAUUCAUGUCCAAAGCAAAACUGUGAAAGCAAAGAAGAAAUCCUACAAGUUCAGCCGUCAGAUGAAGUAAAACAUUCUUCAAAAUCUCUGGAGUUUAUCACCAAGAUGAAACGCCUUUAUUACCUUCAGAAGCUGCUCUUGGUUUUUAAUGAAUGGUUCUCAGACCCCCCCCCCCCCCCCCGUGGGGAGUCCCCCAGUCACCCAUACGUGUUCUUUUCCACCAUUAAUCAAUUAACGGAAUAGAGAGCAGUUCAUCAAUUCCAUUAGAUGGUCUGGUAGUAGAAUAUAAAGUGUACCAAGACAAUAUGUACAAUGGGACUCGUCAGAAGUUUUAAAAACCCCUCGUUUGGAAUAAGGUCUGAGUAGUUGAUGCGUAGGUGAACACUGGGUGUAAACAAUGGAACACCAGUCCGUAGUUUGGAACAUCUGUGUGUGUUUAAUAGUCCUCUCAUUAGGAUAAGUUGUAAACAGGAGAUGAGGGGGCCCUCAAUAAUGAACUGAAAGACAAGUAAUUGUGAAGUAUUUACUAUAUAUAUAAGUAUAAACCAGUGUGGUGUGAUUUGCUUGGUUAAUCAGGGAUUAUAUGAAAACCAUCUUCGUUAAUUUAUACAGGGAAUUUGGAGGUCUGAUAAACAUCAUUAUGUAAUGACUGUGUAUAUUGUAAUAACUGCACAUAAUGUAAUAAAAAUAGUGAGUGUAUAAUGUAAUAAGAUAUUGCACGUAAUGUAGUAAGUCAUUACAUUAUUUGGAAGUUAUUACAUUAUGAACUUAGUGUAAAUGUUUUUGUUAAAAAUGUAAUAUAUUGACACAUAUUGUAAUUACUAAAUAAAAUUGCUUGCUUUAAGGUCCA
Molecule: messenger RNA, 9360 nt
Organism: Brienomyrus brachyistius
Lineage: Eukaryota; Metazoa; Chordata; Actinopteri; Osteoglossiformes; Mormyridae
Gene: helz2a
Product: helicase with zinc finger 2a
Exons: 20
Coding region: 460-8580 (2706 amino acids)
Molecular function (GO): RNA nuclease activity; RNA binding; ATP hydrolysis activity
Source: RefSeq, a predicted model, not a curated record